Molecule: messenger RNA, 1533 nt
Organism: Camellia sinensis
Lineage: Eukaryota; Viridiplantae; Streptophyta; Magnoliopsida; Ericales; Theaceae
Source: RefSeq, a predicted model, not a curated record
CUCCACCGCAACACCUUAGAAUCACUCCCCAGAAUCAAUACCCAAUAAAUACCCAGCAGCUCUUGCCACGUGUCCAUACUCUCCCUUCUCGUCGAUCUAUACGUUAACCCUAACAUCUCUCUCUCUCUCUCUCCUGCGAAUCCUCCAUUGAAGAAGAGAAGAGAACUCAAGAUCACAAAUUUCCCAAAAAAUAAAAAAAAUUUGAAAAAUGGGAAAGCUUAUAUGUGAUUCGAUGACCUCAUCACUGUGGAGGGACCCAAUCUCAGCUCCAUCUCUAGAUUCAAUCGAAGCCGUAGAUCUUGCUGACCAGACAUCGACGACCACCACAUGGGAAAACGUGUCCGGCUUAGAAGACCAGCAAAAGAGCCAUCUACGGAGGCUCCACGCUAAGGGAGUCCUGUGGAAGCACCCAGGGGAUGAGUCCUCGUCGGUUGUGUUCCGGUUGAGUCACGGGGGCGACGUGGAGGCCGACGGGAACUGUCUCUUCACGGCGUCGCAGAAGGCGAUGGGAUCGACGGCGGCGAAGAUCGAUCCGAGAGAGCUGCGGCGGCGGACGGCGAGAAGGUUUUUGGAAGAUCUUGGAUCUGUUGUGAGCGUUGAGGAGACAAGUGCGAUUGAUGAUGCGAUUAAGCAUAUGUAUUCUCCGGAUCUCAAGUCUGGUUGGGGUAUUCAUGUUGUUCAGGAGGUCAAAUUAUUGGCUAAGAAGGAAGAUCGGGAGGGCUUGGAUUCAGCUAUCGAUGAGCUCGUUAGUCUUGGGAUGCAAAGAGAGUUCGCUGCUGAGUCCAUUUACAAGGAGAGAUGUAUUGCAGUGGAUGACGGCCUGAGUUGGGCCAAGUACAUGUCAAUCUCUGGUUCACCUGAUGAUGAAUAUGAUAUCAUCACUUUGCAAUACACUGAGGAAGGUUUAUUAACUAUAGAUGAGAAUAGAGAAGGUCAUGCUGCUGCAUUUGGAGACGAUAUAGCAAUAGAGUGUCUUGCAAGUGAAUUCAAAAGAGAGAUAUAUGUGGUGCAAGCACAUGGAUCAGAUGCCAUGGUUGAUGAAGAAAAUUGUGUUUUCUUCCUCCCACAUCGGCCAAGGAGUCAAAUUUGUGAACCUCCCUUCUUUCUCUUCAUGAAAGGAACAGGUUGGUGUGGUGCUGGAGGCGACCAUUACGAGCCCCUUAUUGCUCAUCCUUCAUCAGUCGUUUCCCAAGAAAAGGUUGCAUUGGUACUUUGAGAUUGUUAGUCUGGAAGUUUUGUGGGUUAGAGAUUGAAUCAAAGUAGUUAUCCAAUUUUUUCUCCAAAUUUUUAGCAUGCAAUCUUGUUCUCCUGUUCUUGACACAACGAGAAUUUUCAUUGUGUUGGAUUCAAUUUUUUUUUUUUUUUUGUCAGCACUAUUUAGAAAGAUUUGGUUAGUUUCCGCUCUAACUUGCGGGUUUUUGUGCCUGCCCUUGAGCAACCCUGUAGCAGCGUAUUUGCAGUAGUAGUUUCAUUGGCUAAUGACGAUGUUGUUGAAGAUGAGUUUUUCUUGAGGGAAUUUUUUUUUUGAUGAAU